AUAUAUAUAUAUAUAUCAAAGCUUGGUUAAAAAUGCCUCAGUUCAUUUUACGUCGUUCAGUUAUACAACAUUUAUAAGACCUUGUAUACGGUCUGAUAUUCCAUUUUUCUUUUCUUUUUUUCGAAAUAAUCUUCAACGAAUCAUUCAUGUCUGAUUGGCGUAGUAUACCUUCUGAAAAUAAGCAUAGAGAAUUUCUCGAGAAAUUCAGUGCUAUCUUAAUUGAUUUCGCAUUCGAGAGUGUAUUGCGAGACAAUCCUGUCUCAAGAUGGAGAGAUGCAAAUUAUUUGCAAGAAAUUUUGAAUUUUGAUCUGUUAGAAGAACCAAAAUCACAAAAAGAUCUCUUAUUGGUGGCAAAUAAGAUAUUAAAAUAUAGCGUUAAAACUGGUCAUCCAUAUUUUAUGAAUCAACUUUUUUCUGGAUUGGAUCCUUAUGGCUUGGCAGGACAAUGGUUGACUGAUGCCUUAAAUGCUUCAGUAUACACGUACGAAGUAGCACCCGUAUUAACAUUGAUGGAGAAAACCUUGACUAGAAAGUUAUUAUCUAUGUUUUAUAAGAAUGAUAAUGGAUGUGAAUUUGGUGAUGCAUUGUUUUGCCCAGGUGGAUCUUUUGCAAACGGAAUAGCUAUUAAUUUAGCAAGAUUUUCUUAUAGAUGUGAGAAGAAGGAUUUAAUAGUGAAGCCAAUUCUCUUUGCUUCGGAAGAUGCUCAUUACUCGGUAUCUAAAUGGGCAAAUCUUUGCAAUGUAGAUGUCGUUCUCGUGAAAACGGAUGAUUUAGGUAGAAUGAGCGUUGAUGAUUUAAUGAUCUGUAUUCGGCAGGAACAAGAAAAAGGCAGUUCUUUGUUUAUGGUUAUUGCUACAGCCGGAACAACGGUAUUGGGUGCUUUCGAUCCAUUGAUCGAAAUAGCAAAAAUUUGUCAGGAUUUGAAAAUAUGGUUACACGUCGACGCAGCCUGGGGUGGUGGUUUAAUAUUUAGUAAAAAACAUUGUGGUCUUUUAAGAGGAAUAGAAAGAGCAGAUUCUAUAUUAUUUAAUCCUCACAAAUUACUGGCCGUUCCACAACAGUGUUCCUUAUUUUUGACAAAGCACGAUAAUAUUUUAACCAAAGCACACUCCAAGGGAGCUACUUAUUUGUUUCAAAAGGAUAAAUUUUACUCAGCUGAUUUAGAUCCUGGAGACAAGUAUUUACAAUGCGGACGCAGGGCAGAUGUUUUGAAGUUUUGGUUUAUGUGGCAAGCUAAGGGAUCAUCGGGUUUUGAAAAACACAUUAAUCAUCUAAUGUCACUGUCAGCUUUCUUUAAAGAUGAGAUUGAAAAAAAGAAACACUUUGAGUUAGUGGCACAACCAUGUUUCAUCAAUGUAUGCUUUUGGUUUAUUCCUUUGCAUUUAAAAGAUAAGGAUUCUAUAUACAAUUAUGAGGAAGAAUUAAGCAAGGUAGCUCCUAAGUUGAAGGGAAGAAUGACGAAAAGAGGUAGUUUAAUGAUCAACUAUCAACCAUUACGUGAGAAACCAAAUUUUUUUCGAUUCGUUGUACAAAAUUCGGGUACAGAUAUGCAAGACAUUAAUUAUGUAUUAGAAGAGCUCGAAAAUCUUGGGGAGUCCUUGUGAAUUCCAAUAUGAGGUUAUAUAUAAUCAAAUAUUUUAUUAAUAGCUUUUCUUUGAUUUCUUUUUUAUUGUAUCCACUUUUGCUGCUUUUGGAACACGAUAUUAAAAUACAAUACAAAUACUUUCUUAAGCUUU
Vespa velutina is the source of this 1736-nucleotide messenger RNA. Its product is annotated as cysteine sulfinic acid decarboxylase-like. Bases 147 to 1604 code for a protein of 485 amino acids. Gene Ontology annotation, cellular component: cytoplasm. Gene Ontology annotation, molecular function: pyridoxal phosphate binding; carboxy-lyase activity. The record is from RefSeq and is a predicted model, not a curated record. Gene Ontology annotation, biological process: carboxylic acid metabolic process. The transcript is spliced from 6 exons. Lineage: Eukaryota; Metazoa; Arthropoda; Insecta; Hymenoptera; Vespidae.